AAAUGGAAAAGCAGCGAUGGGAAAGUGUCAGUAUGAGAAGGCUGUGAUCUGCUUCUCCAAAGCCAUCACGCUGCAGCCUGAACAGACUGGUCUGGUGGUGGUCCAGGCCGAGGCCUUCCUGCAGCUGUGUGACUUCCAGUCAGCAGCAGCUUGUUAUAAACGGGCGUGGCUCCUGCAGCCCGGAGCGUUCAGCUCCCGCCUGGCCUUCAUCUACUACCUCCAGGGCCAGUGUUUGUUUGACCGAGGUCUCUUCCUCGAGGCUCUGGAGGCUUUCAGCAAAGCGUCUGAGGUGAAGCCGGGCUGCAGGGCCUACGAGGUCAGGAGCCUGGCCUGUCUGACAGCUGCAGGUCACCAUGGCGACUGUCUGAAGCUGGUUAAUGACUGGAUGCAGUCAGACGGUCCCACCUCGGACCUUUACGUCCUCAGAGCACGACUUCACAAACUGCUCCGCCAGACGGUCCGGUGUUAUGGGGACGUGAGGUCGGCGCUGGCGUUGAGCCCGGCGUGUCCCGAGGCCGGAGCUCUGCUGCUGCAGCUGCAGGAGAGCAGUGAGCAGGUCAGACUGGAGGCGGAGGGCCGAGCUCUGAGCGGAGCGCUGCCUCAGGCUCUCUGCAGCAUCAACAUCGCCCUGGAGCUCCGCCCCCAGGACCCCCGCCUCUACCUCUUCAGAGGGAUUCUGUACCGACGUCUCAAAGACUUCACAGCAGCCAUCGAGGAUCUGGUGCAGGCUGUGGAGCUGAGCCAGGAGCAGGAGGAGGAGGAGCAGGAGGAGGUGAGAGGUCAGAGCGAGGCCACAGACCAGCAGGAGGAGCGAGGUUCUGUGGAGGAGGAGGUGCAGCUCCAGCUGGUUCUCACCUACAACGACUUCGCCGUUCAGUGCUUCAGCAGAGGACUCUACGCCGAGGCCACGCUGCUCCUCAACAGGGCCAUCGAGGAGGAGAAGAGCCAGGCCGGCCUCUACCUCAACAGAGGAGACUGUUUCUUCCAGCAGGCUGACUGGUGUUUUGCUCUGGCUGACUACCAGCAGGCUGAGGAGAUGAUGCAGCCUGGUGACCCGGCUGUCCGGCUGCGCCUCGCUGUCCUGCACAACACGCUGGGCUCUCUCUGCUGCCAGGACGGGAGGUUCCAGGAGGCGGCGGCCAUGUUUUCUGUGGCCAUCCAGUACGACCCGUCAGCCAGUCAGUACUACGAGAACAGAUCCAAGGCCUUCAGAAAGAUCCUGAACAUGGAGGGAGCCAGGCAGGACUUCAUCUGCCUGCUGAUCCUGGAUCCCACCAACGAGGAGCUGCCUCCGAUGCUCAUGAAUCUGUUCCCCGGCUGCAGCGCCUCUGAUGUUCUGUCGAGUCCUGCAGGACGAGCAGUCAGAGCUCAGCUGGUGGACACCGUCCAGGCCUGCAGCUCCUCCUCCCAUCAGCAGAGACUGAGUGAGAAGCUCCUUCAGAUGACUCUGACCAAUGAGAGCGCAGCGAGCCCAUCACAAGCCUCGUCUGACGCAGGAAAGGAGCUGAAGUUGUGCGUUAGCCAGCAGGAGAUGCAGAUAACUGUGAAGAAUCUUCUGCAGGUUAAAGACGUGGUUCGCUCAUUUCUCCGUGACCGUCCCACCGUGCACCACACUGGGCCACGCCUCACCACACACCUCCCCCCACCUGCUCCUCCGACACCUCCUGCACCUCCGACACCUCCACCCACACAGGAGAACAGGAGCAGUCCGCCUUGAGGCUCAAGAGGAGGUCCAACAACAAGACAUGUGGGCCGUUCUGAGUCCACAGCUCAGAAGAAAAAAAACAGUUCUUUAAUUUGAAAUGUUCUUUAAACUUUGUGAUGUGUUUCUCUUAGUCUAAGGCUUUAAAUCAUUCCUCAAUGUGCUUAAACUACUGCUGUACAUUUAAUAAAUCAGUUGUUUUCACCACCGUUUAUACUUGUCCAACUUGCUCAAUUCAGUGUCAUUCUUUAAACACCUAAAUUGAAGACUAAUGUGUCAAGAAUUGACCAAAUGAAUGAUGAUGUUUUGGUGAAACU
Messenger RNA from Centropristis striata (black sea bass), 2019 nucleotides. RefSeq names its product tetratricopeptide repeat protein 16. The record is from RefSeq and is a predicted model, not a curated record. Gene Ontology annotation, molecular function: protein binding. Lineage: Eukaryota; Metazoa; Chordata; Actinopteri; Perciformes; Serranidae. Bases 17 to 1717 code for a protein of 566 amino acids. The transcript is spliced from 11 exons.